UUACACCAGCUAAGAUGAUAUUCUUUGCUACUUCUGCUCCAAAACCAUUUAGGCCUAUUAAUAAAACUUUAGCUUCGCGUAAGCUGAAAUUAUUCGACAUUAUACCAUAACAUUAAAAUUUGUAUGUAAAUUUAAGUGAAUAAUGAAGAACUAAACGUUUUAUUUAAAUUACUUGUUUGAUAGGUUAGGUUCUAAUAUAUUUACCGCUUUUGUGAUUCUAAACCCCAGAGGCGAAUUUGUCUAUCAUAUAACUCAGCUUCGUGAUCAGUCAAUUCGACGUUUUGAUUUUUAUUUUCAACCAUUUUACUAAUACUAAUUUUAUCCUUAAAAAUUUACAACCGCCAAAAAGCGUAUCUCAAAUUGUACCGACACUUUGCAACGCUUAUAGUGUAGGCAACAUAACAGACUAUUAUUUUAAAUAUAAGAAACAGAAUGCAGGUUAUCCACUAAGAAAUAGACAUAUGAAUUAUUAAAUAUAAUGAAAAACUGUUGCAAGAGAAAUGAAUAUGUCAGAGGAAGAAUAUGUGGAGAAAACCUUUGUGUAUAAGUUCCCAACAUGCACAACAAAUCAAGAAUACGUAUUGGAAAUACCAUUAAAAAUACCAUACCAUGGUUCAGUUAAAGAACUCAUGCAUCGCAUUAUUUCAUCGUUUAAAUUGCCAUGUUAUGUAGAAUCAGAUUUAUUACAAUCUUUGGAACAUGCUAUUAAAGAAUUAACGUUACAGUUUUAUGAUGAAAAAGCUGAGAAAGCACUUGAAAAUGCAAUAUCAGGAAGCAUAGAUAUUGAAGAGAUUAUAAAAAACUGGGAAAAAAUUUAUAAACAGAAAACAGCAGAAUAUGCAGAUCCAAUUGGAACAACUGAUGAAGAGUUAUUUGCAGCUGCAUAUCAUAGAUUAGUACACUCCCCAUCAUUGGAACCCAUUUUACAAGCAGAACAUAAAUUUGGAAGAGAUGUAACAGAAGUCAUUCAAAUGAGGGAUACACAUUACGAGCAACUCACUCAAAAGCAAACUGAAGAAAUGCGUAAGGCUGUGGAAGCUCUGGAGGCUGGUUCCACUGAAAAAUCCAUAAAUGAGAUGGCUGGUAGACAUUUUGAAGAACAAAGUUUACUGCAGGGGCACUGGGGAUCAAGGGUAGAUGCUUUGAAAUUAGAACAAAAACGACAAUAUCGAAAUUGGAUCAUGAGACUAUUGGAAGAGCAGCAGACAAAUAUGUUACCGACUCCAGUAGGUUCUCCAAUGGUGUCAACACCACCGAUUCGACCUGCUUUAGACAAUUUUGUUCAUAGUGAAGAUAAAACAACUGCAGAUUAUCCCAUUUUGGAGGAAAGUUUCACUAUACAUUUGGGUUCCCAAAUGAAACAAAUGCAUAACAUACGUAUAUUAACAGGGGAUGUGCUAGAUUUUUGUAGAACAAAAAAGAGUGAAUCUGGAAUGGAUCCAACCCCACAGAGACUGCAGACAGCUUUAGGAUUGUAUUCUAAUGAUUUGUGUGGGCUAGUAUUAUUGAGCGACAAUCACUUAGGAACUUAUUCUGGAAUUACAAAGGAAUUAUGCUCUAUAUGUCAAUUGACAACGGAGUUUCAUUUCCCACCAAUUGAUGAACAACUAGAAAAAAUAAGAGACGAUGUCAAGGACGCUAUCGCGUGGAGGCAAACGCAUCAUAAAGAAGCAAACGACUCACAGACGAAAAAAUCCACAACAAGCAAGAGCUUACAGACAGGAGACGUUUACAUUACAAGGCAUUCGAAUUUAGCACAAGUUCAUGUAAUUUUCCAUAUGGUCGUGAAUGAUUCUUUGAGAUCCGGCGAUAUCAAUUCAAGGCAUCCAGCGAUUCUAGGAUUGCGAAAUAUUCUAAAAACUGCUUGCUGCAACGACGUGACUACGCUAACCAUUCCUGUACUUCUCGUACAUGAAAUGACAGAAGAUAUGACCGUAGCAUGGUGCACGAAGCGGGCAGAACUGGUUUUUAAGUGUGUGAAAGGGUUCAUGAUAGAAAUGGCAUCAUGGGGUGGUGCCGAAUUAAAAAAUCUACAAUUCCUAGUCCCAAAGGGAAUGUCGGAAGAAGUGUUUGGUACUCUAGCGACAAUGUUACCGAGCAUAUUUCGUGUCUCAAAUCCGCUGGUGUUCAAAGCGACCAGUACACCGCAAACACCGAAAAAGUGAACGACCGUCUUGCCACCGUUAUCGUGCACGCGAUAAAAAUAUUAAAAUAUUUGUUACUGUAUAUGAGGCAUUGGCGGCAGUCAUUCACCACAACUGGGAAUAAGAUAUGAUUCCGUGAAUAAACGUCCGAUGCUUUUUAAUGAGUUUCUUGUUUAUACUACUUUCACACGGGCAUCAUACCUCGAAUGAUAGCUGCGCAAUUCGCGAUUGUGCACGAUACUCGUGACCAUAUCAAAAUGUAUACACCCGCCGCUUCGAAUGAAACUAAUUGAACAACAGUAACCGAAUAAGCCAUUGUCUUUAUCUCUUUUCCAAUAAACUAUACACAAAAUGAACACACAA
Nomia melanderi (Alkali bee) is the source of this 2507-nucleotide messenger RNA. Its product is annotated as FERRY endosomal RAB5 effector complex subunit 3. The record is from RefSeq and is a predicted model, not a curated record. NCBI's taxonomy places the organism in Eukaryota, Metazoa, Arthropoda, Insecta, Hymenoptera, Halictidae. Gene Ontology annotation, cellular component: cytoplasm.